AUGGAAGAUGAAAGAGAUCCCGGAGAUGUGUUUGCUAUACCAGACCUAUGGGGUCUCUCUAAAUGUGUUGAUGAUUUGGCGCAACCAAACAGUCUCUUCUCAGACCUAAGACUCGCUGACAUUGACUACAAAUUACCAGACGUCGCAGAGCAGUGUCAAACUGAUGAUCUGUUUUUCGGUAUACCAGAGCUACCCCUUGGUCUAGCAGAGCCACCUAUCCCAACUCCUUCUCAAUCCGACGAGAAAUCUGGCGAUACAUCUUGCAACGAACCAGCGGGGCAAGAGGAAGAUGGCGAUUUCGACUUUUGGAUAACACAGGAGCAAGAGCCUUUACAAGAACCAGUGAACUACCAAUCCUGGGAUGCCUUCACCAUUGAAUCUUUUCAUGAACCUCAAACAGCAUAUAUGACCGAAGCUGGACCUCGAGUGUUUGAUACGGCCUUAGCUGCCAGGGAGGAUUUCCUAAAAGUUGGGAACACUCACCAUGAUGUCAUAGACUCAAAAAUACUCGCUACAUCUGUGCUCGCAUUGGGAUUAGGCAGAAAUUCUAUUUUUUUCGCUUGGGAUAUAGAGAAACGUACUUUUGCCCCAACUCUUCAGAAAUUCAGGGUCUCUGGCCACACUACCCAAUCUCUCAAGGGCUUCUUGGCUCCAUUCUAUGACUGCGGGAAUAUUACUAAAUUCCUACAAGAUUUUGUCGGAAAGACCUACUCAUCAAAUAAGUCACCAGGUCGAAUUGCCUUGGCUGAAUCCGUCUCAACUGUUCUUGCAACAAUCCAGUCACAGCUAAAUGUAAGCACGUCUGAUUAUGAAAGUAUUCUACAACUGCAAGCAAUAUUUCAGCCUGCUCACUCGCUUCUUACAUGCUUUAAACGAUUGGUGACAAAAACUUUGCCCAAAAAGAGCGAUGAAGCAAUACUGUCGACACUAUUCGAAGAGAUUCAGCUUCUAGAACAUAGGACAGACUCCCUCAGAGACAUUCUUCUCGAGAUACUCUCGAGGGCGUCAACACCUUGGCUCGAGUUCACCUGUGAAUGGCUUGGACUUCAAAGAGAGGUUGGCUUACCGCUGACCAAGGAGGGUCCUGGCAAGAGUUUUGUGAAGGUUGAUAAUAAAGAGUGGGUGAAUGAAGCUGGUCUUGAACUGAAUGAACUCGACUUUGCAUUAGACCAUGAAAAAAUCCCCUCAUUCAUACCACUUGAAGAUGCCCGAGCAAUGUUUGAAGUGGGUAGGAGCCUUCGAAUUUUACGGACUCACCAUAAGGAUCACCCUUUGUCAAGAAUGAAUGUGGUGGAAUCCGUUGCACCUCCAAUCCUCGAAUGGAGGUAUUCUUGGCAUGAUAUCCUGGACGUAGAAACUAAAGCUUUGAAAUACGAACAAGAUUUGACCGAUGCACUGCGGACCUUCUCUGAAUCCAACUCAGCGGCGACAGUUACAGCGCCCGACUCUCGAUAUGAGCUCCACAAUUGCGAUCUGGACUUCUUCGGCAAACCCGAAGAAGAGAUGCAAACGCAUGUUAUAGCUUCUAUCAACCAGCUGAAUUCUAAACUACAGGAGCCACUCGCUCCAAUCAAACUGAAGCAACUUCUACAGGCCUGUCUAUUAUCAACUCCAGACUCUUCACGGGACGAUGACUCAAUAUUUUCUCCGCCCAUCUCGUUGGCCCCUCUACUCUCAUUCAACCCAAUCAUUUCUGCGCAAGCUCGAGUGGUCAAUAGCAUCUGUAUGCAGCUAUUUUUCAAGUCUCACAAUUUACGAGAUCAUCUUUCCUUGCAAAGAGACUUUCAUUUGUUAGGUAAUGGUGUCUUCUCAAGUCGACUUUCUCAUGCACUAUUUGACCCAGAAUUGGAGAGCGCCGAAAGACAUAAAGGGGUGGCUCUAUCCGGCGGAUCUAUGGGCUUACGACUUGGCGGUAGAGAUACAUGGCCACCAGCGAGCUCUGAACUAAGACUUGCCUUGAUGGGUGUUCUCGCAGAAAGUUAUACAUCAAAUCAUCCUUUGGAUCUCUCUCGGGCGGGGAGAUACCUCGAGCGUCAAGGAUCUCUCCCAGGAGAUUUAAGUUUUGCUGUUCGCGAUAUGUCCGAAGAGGAAAUCGAAAAAUGUAAGGACCCUAACUCCAUUGAGGCCCUGGAUUUUCUACGACUCUCUUACAAACCCCCAGCGCCAUUGGAAUCUGUCUUGACUCCCGUUGUCCUCUAUAAAUACGAUCAGCUUUUCAAACAGCUACUUCGCGCUCUCAGGAUGCUCUAUGUUGUCUCGGCACUUUUCCGCGACGUUACAGAUAGAAAAUCAUCUUGGCAAAAUAUUGAUCCCUCUGCACAGAAAUUCCGCAUCGAGGCUCAUCAUUUCGUCUCUUCUGUUUGUGGGUAUUUUUUCGAUACCGGAAUCGCAUCAACGUGGCGUAUUUUCGAGAGAAAAUUAGAUGAAAUUGAAGAAUGCAUGGACUCGGACAAGUUUUCGCUUGGCCAAAACGAGGGGUUGGAUAAGCUCAGAGACUACCAUGAGCGUGUACUUGAUAAGAUGUUGUUUGCGUUGUUGCUGAGAAAGAGACAAAAACCUGUCAUGCAACUGUUAGAAGAAAUCUUUGGCAUAAUUCUGCAAUUUUCGAAACACUCAAGGGAAAGAGCUUUGGGGACUAAGGGAGGUGCGGGGGAUGCAUUAGAUGAUCAAGAUAUCAGAGCGAUGUAUCUAAGGUUUGGGAAGAGGGUAGGAGUAUUUAUCACGGUUUGUCGAGGAUUGAGUGAAAAGAAGGGGUAUGGUGAGAAGACUUUCGAUACCCAGGCAGGAAACGGAGGCUUGUUUGCCGCUGCGGAGUUAGCGGAAGAAAAUACUGUUGGGCAAUUGGUGUUACGAGCGACAAUUGGAGGAAGUGUUCCUUUUAUGCGCAAUUUAAUGCUCCAUCUAGGAGGCCGUAGCGAGAAAAUGGCCAUUGCUGUUCGUGCCCAGCAGCAAUCUAUCUUACAAUCUUAUAAGCUCAGUAUUUCCGGUGAUGUCGUCGUCGUCUUCGGACUCAGUCUUCAAGGCUGA
Molecule: messenger RNA, 3027 nt
Organism: Sclerotinia borealis F-4128
Lineage: Eukaryota; Fungi; Ascomycota; Leotiomycetes; Helotiales; Sclerotiniaceae
Source: the annotation of a GenBank genome assembly